This is a messenger RNA of Trifolium pratense (red clover), 3923 nucleotides long. Its product is annotated as receptor-like protein 7. The record is from RefSeq and is a predicted model, not a curated record. Bases 468 to 3665 code for a protein of 1065 amino acids. Gene Ontology annotation, molecular function: protein binding. The transcript has a single exon. Lineage: Eukaryota; Viridiplantae; Streptophyta; Magnoliopsida; Fabales; Fabaceae.
UAAUUAUUUUUUCAGUUAUAAAUCUUUCUUUUUUGGAGGUAUAUCUAGCAAAAUGUAAUAACUUUUGGUUUCCAAUUGAUUUAGUUUGUAUAGUUAUAAAUCAACUCAUCUCGUUUUGGAACUGAUUUUUGCUUGCAUCUAGUGGCUCCUCAUAAUACCCCACAAGUCCCUAUAACUUUAAAUUGAUAAGAAGGUUGUGGCUCCCCAUAGUUUUGGAACUAUGUUUACUUAUGCAUCUAGUGACAACUAUUAUUUAUGAUAACGUUUAUUUUUAAAUGAUGUGAUGGUUAAUUGAUUUUGCAGCAACUUCAUAGAUCAUGUUCAACGAAAUAUCCCUUAAACUAUUGACCCGUUACUAUUGACCCAUUCCACACCGGAAAACCAGGGCAGAUUGCCAUUGUCUGCAACUUUAUAACACAACCAUUUGUGUUGUGGUAGUCAUAGUCACUAAGAGUAAAUAACUAACAAUGAGAAUUACAUUAGUUUCAAUGUUUUCCUUCCUUCUCUACAUUUAUAUCAGUUUCCAAAUCACCUUUGCCUCAGCCAAAUGUCUAGAGUAUGAACAAUCAUUGCUACUCCAAUUAAAGAACAGUCUCAUUUACAAGCCAGAACGUUCAACCAAGCUGAAGUUGUGGAAUCAAACCAUUGCAUGCUGCAGUUGGAAUGGUGUAAAAUGUGACAGUAAGGGAUUUGUUAUUGGUCUUGAUCUGAGUGCAGAAUAUAUCUUUGGUGGAUUUGAAAAUUCAAGUAGUCUUUUUAGUCUCCAACAUCUUCAGAAAUUGAACUUGGCUGAUAACAAUUUCAAUGCUGUCAUUCCAUCAGGAUUCAGAAAGUUGGAGAAAUUGACAUAUCUGAAUUUGUCAUAUGCUGUCUUUAAGGGACAGAUUCCUAUCGAGAUUUCUCAGCUUACAAGGUUGGUAACUCUUGAUAUCUCUUCUCCUAGUUAUUUAACAGGACAAGAGCUAAAACUUGAGAAACCAAAUCUACAGAGACUUGUCCAAAAUUUGACCAGUCUUACGCAACUGUAUAUUGAUGGUAUAAUCAUAACAGAUCAUGGACAGAAAUGGAGCAAUUCUUUGUUGCCAUUGCAUGACCUGCAAGAAAUGAGCAUGUCUUAUUGUAAUCUAACAGGACCCCUUCAUUCUUCUCUAACAAAACUAGAGAACCUAUCAGUCAUUAUUCUUGACGGGAACAAUUUUUCAUCUUCAGUUCCAGAAACAUUUGCCAAUUUUAAAAAUCUGACCACCCUUAGUCUACAAAAUUGUGGAUUGGUAGGUACAUUUCCACAAAAGAUCUUUCAAAUUGGAACAUUGUUAAAUAUUGACUUAUCGUUCAACUACGAUCUCCAUGGUUCAUUUCCAGAAUUUCCAUUGAGUGGAUCUAUCCAGACUUUAAGGGUAUGUAACACAAGCUUCUCUGGAGAAUUUCCACACACAAUUGGUAACAUGAGACACUUAUAUAAAUUGGAUCUUUCUAAUUGUCAAUUUAAUGGAACACUCCCCAAUUCUUUGUCAAACCUCACACAACUUAGUUACUUGGAUUUGUCAUCUAACAGCUUCACAGGUGCAAUGCCAUCAUUUCGCAUGGCCAAAAACCUUACCCGCAUAGACCUUUCACAUAAUCGUUUAAGUGGUGUAAUUUCAUCAUCUGAUUACUUUGAAGGACUGCACAAUCUUGUCAGCAUUGACUUGCGUGAUAAUUCUAUCAAUGGCAGUAUUCCUUCAUCCCUUUUUUCACUCCCGUUACUGCAAGAUAUUCUCCUCUCACUCAACCACUUUAGUAAAGUAGAAGAAUUCACAAUCAUGUCUUCCUCUGUAUUAAAUAUGCUUGAAUUAAGUAGCAAUGACCUAGCAGGGCCUUUUCCAACAUCUAUCUUCCAACUCAGUUCGCUUUCUGUCCUUGAUCUUUCCUAUAACAAGUUCACUGGAUCCCUGCAGCUAGAAAAACUUUUUGAGCUCAGAAGUUUAACUUCACUAGACCUAUCAUACAACAACUUCUCAGUCAAUGUGAAUGUUGCAAAUGCUGAUCUGUCUUCUCUUCCCAAUAUUAGUACUCUAAAUUUGGCAUCUUGCAACCUGAAAACUUUUCCUAGUUUCUUGAGAAACAAAUCCAUAAUAACCAUUCUAGACCUUUCAAACAAUCAAAUUCAAGGAAGAGUGCCGAACUGGAUCUGGAAGCUACAAGUUCUUCAAACCCUUAAUCUUUCUCACAAUAUGCUUACUUAUUUGGAAGGACCAUUGCAAAACCUCACUUCCAACUUGAUAAGCCUUGACCUUCAUAACAACCAAUUGAAAGGGCCAAUACCUGUUUUUCCAAAAUAUGCUUCCUAUUUGGAUUACUCAACGAACAAAUUUGGUUCUGUUAUUCCGCAAGAUAUUGGUAACUACCUGACUUUCACAACCUUUCUGUCGCUUUCAAAUAAUACUUUACAAGGAAGUAUCCCUAAUUCCCUCUGCAAUGCUUUAAAUCUUCAAGUGCUUGAUAUUUCCAUUAAUAACAUUUCUGGAACAAUUCCUUCAUGUCUAAUGAAUAUGACUCAAACCCUUGUGGUAUUAAAUCUGAGAAUGAACAAUCUCAUUGGUACUAUCCCAGAUGUGUUUCCACCUUCUUGUGCUCUAAGGACUCUUGAUCUCCAAAAAAAUAACUUAGAUGGACAGAUUCCAAAAUCUCUUGUGAAGUGCUCAGCACUAGAAGUGUUAGACCUUGCUAAUAACAAUAUUGUUGACAGAUUUCCAUGUUUGUUGAAGAAGAUAUCUACACUUCGUGUCCUAGUCUUGCGCAAAAACAAGUUCUAUGAUCCCAUUGAAUGUCAGGCAACCGAAGACACUUGGCGUAUGCUUCAGAUAAUUGAUCUAGCUUUUAACAACUUCAGUGGUAAACUACUAGGAAACUUCUUCACACAGUGGGAGGCAAUGAUUUCUGAUCAAAACCAAUUUGAUUCGAAGGCAAAUCAAAUCCGAUUUGAGGUUCUUCAUUAUGGCCAACUAUAUUAUCAAGAUUCAGUGACACUUACAAGCAAAGGUCAACAACUGGAGUUGGUUAAAAUUAUGUCAAUCUACACAACCAUUGAUUUGUCAUCCAAUCUUUUUGAAGGAACGAUACCAAAGGUGUUGAUGGACUUCAAAGCACUUUAUCUUCUCAACUUUUCAAACAAUCGUCUCUCAGGUGAAAUCCCAUCUUCGAUAGGGAACUUGAAACAAUUAGAAUCCUUAGACCUCUCAAAUAACUCUUUUGUUGGUGAAAUUCCUAUGCAACUUGCAAGCUUGUCAUUCCUUUCUUACUUGAACCUUUCCUUCAAUCAUUUGGUCGGGAAGAUCCCAGCAGGUACUCAACUUCAGUCAUUUCAAGCAACUUCCUUUGAAGGAAAUGAUGGGCUAUAUGGACCUCCAUUGAGUAAAAUACCAGAUAGUAAAAGGCAGGAUGAGCUACACCCUCAACUUUCAUGUGGAAGGCUAGCUUGUUCAAUUGACUGGAAUUUUUUAAGUGUAGAAUUGGGAUUUGUUUUUGGGCUCGGAAUUGUCAUUGGUCCUCUCAUGUUUUGGAAGAAGUGGAGAAUAAGGUAUUGGAAACUUGUGGAUAAAAUUAUUUGCUGGAUCUUUUCAAGGAUGCAUCUUGAAUAUGUAACCCACAGAGGACAAACAUACAUCGUUUUAAGGAGGCAUUAGUGACUAAUGUGUGUGGUAAUUUGCAAAGUAGUAUUUUAUAUUUCCAACUCUGUUAUCUUAUAAGUGUGGAUUGGAAAUUGUCAUUGGUCCCCUCAUAGUGACAUUAGUGACUAAUGAGUGUGCUAAUUAGUAAAAGUGUUUUCUAUUUAUAAAUAUAUAUGUUGUUCAUUAUGUAUACUUCUUUGUGAUAAUAUGUUCCAAAUCUUUGAAGAGAUUGUAUUAAAUAAAAUAGCUUCACUUGGACCUGUUCAAAUAUUA